Messenger RNA from Bombus pascuorum, 1609 nucleotides. It is a transcript of the gene stas, whose product is annotated as transmembrane protein 41B. The record is from RefSeq and is a predicted model, not a curated record. The transcript is spliced from 4 exons. Gene Ontology annotation, cellular component: endoplasmic reticulum membrane. Bases 94 to 876 code for a protein of 260 amino acids. NCBI's taxonomy places the organism in Eukaryota, Metazoa, Arthropoda, Insecta, Hymenoptera, Apidae.
UCUAACUCGCUGUAAAAAAAGAUAGUCUUUUACUUUCGCGCCAUCUUGAAUUACUGAGCGAUUGUCUUCUAAGAAAACAGUGAUAGUCUAGUUAUGAAAACUGAAACUAAAAUAAAACAAAGCCUCGAUUCCUCCAAGGAGGCAUCGACAAAGCAAGCAACCUUAACAGUUGGUGUGAUUUUCAUCGCUUCGUUAUCAGCAUUAUUUUAUGCUUAUACUAGUUUUCCAGAACUUACUGAAGAUGAGCGACAAUACAUGAAAUUGCCAUUACAUAUUGAAGAAGCUAAAAGUUUGGGUAAACUUCUCGGACGAUAUAAAGAUCUUUAUUAUUUUCAAGUGCUUGCUGGAUUAUUUAUUACAUAUGUUUUCUUACAAACUUUUGCUAUUCCAGGUUCUAUUUUCCUUUCGAUCCUUUCCGGUUUUCUUUUCCCCUUUCCUUUAGCUUUGUUAUUAGUGUGCAGUUGCAGCGCAAUAGGAGCAUCACUUUGCUACUUUCUUUCUUCACUUUUGGGACGUAGAUUACUUUUUAAAUAUUUCCCAGAAAAAGCAAGGGAAUGGACGUUAACAGUAAAGAAGCACAAAGACCACCUCUUUAAUUAUAUGCUAUUUCUUCGAAUAACUCCAUUACUACCAAAUUGGUUUAUAAAUUUAGCCAGUCCUGUAAUUGGAGUGCCUCUUGUACCAUUUGCUUUAGGCACAUUUUUUGGAGUUGCUCCACCAUCUUUUGUUGCUAUUCAAGCGGGUCAGACAUUACAAAAUUUAACUUCAUCUUCUGAUGCAUGGUCGUGGAAUAGCAUUAUAAUAUUAUGUAUAUUUGCUGUAUUAUCAUUAGUACCUGUUUUAUUUAAACAAAAACUACAACAAAAAUUAGAUUAAACUUUAGGUAAGAAAUUUUGAACAGAUUUAUUUAUUUAAAGAAAUAUGUUCUUUAUUUUAAUAUUUAAAACUUAAAGCAAACUAAGUUGUUUUUAAAAAAUUCAGUUCCAAUAAACAAAAUUUUUUUUUAAUAUUAUUACACUGUUAUAUAAAGUCUUAAAUACAAUUAGAUUUCGUUUUCUUUUCUUUUUUCUAAUUGCAACUUAACUUGUACCAAUUCCAUGUGUUGAUGUUUUUUCUAUUUUUUAUACUGUAAUAUCAUGCAUUUAUUAAUAAAUUGCAACUUUACAAAAUGUGCACAAAUUUAGAUUGUUAUUUCGUAAAUAUUAAUGUAUUGUUUUAUAUGAAAUCAGUUGUAUGUUUUUCACAAAAGCAAUUAUUUAGAAAAUUGUUUAAAGGGAAAGGGAUAACAAUAAAACCAAUUAUACUAGUAAAAAAUUUUUGUAGUGUAAACAUAGUUAUAUAAAAUUAACUUAAUUGAAAGAGUAAUUCAGCAGAACGAAGUCAUAUAACUAAUGGUAAUACUAGUUGAAUUCAAAGCUGGAAGGCUGACUGGUCGCCAGUACCACCAGUUAUACCAUACUAAAAGAGAAACAUAAUUUUGAAAGUAUCUUGUUUAAUGUAUCAAUUAUGAUAUAUGUAAUAUUCAAAACAUUAAUUUAAAUUAAUGGACACUCAUUUCUGUUAAUGUUAGACACUGUCAAAAAUAAAGUAGAUAGUUUAAAUAAUAAAA